Mobula hypostoma (lesser devil ray) is the source of this 904-nucleotide messenger RNA. RefSeq names its product neutrophil cytosolic factor 4 (gene ncf4). Gene Ontology annotation, cellular component: NADPH oxidase complex; cytoplasm. Gene Ontology annotation, molecular function: phosphatidylinositol binding; protein binding; superoxide-generating NADPH oxidase activator activity. Gene Ontology annotation, biological process: superoxide anion generation; respiratory burst; phagocytosis. Lineage: Eukaryota; Metazoa; Chordata; Chondrichthyes; Myliobatiformes; Myliobatidae. The coding region runs from base 108 to 770 and encodes 220 amino acids. The transcript has 8 exons. The record is from RefSeq and is a predicted model, not a curated record.
CAGUUACAGUACUACUUUCCGCGCUGUCAAACGUCAGCAGAUCUAUUAACGGCCUGCCCUUAUCUUUGCGUUUAUUGUACUCGUCCAGAGUGCUGAAGUUUGUAACAAUGCACCAGCAACUGAGAGGAGAGAGCGAUUACGAACAGCUUCCUGACGACGUACCGGUUUCGGCCCACGUCGCUGAUAUACAACAAGCCAAAGGAAUCUCCGGCUACUUUCUGUUUGUCAUCCAGGUGAAAAUGAAAGGCGGGGGUAGAUACUUCAUAUUCCGUCGCUACCGACAAUUUCACUAUCUCCAGUCCAAGCUUAAGACGAAGUUCAACCCAGAGAAUAACAAGAGCUACAACACAUGCAUCUUGCCUGAGCUCCCAGGGAAAGUUUACCUCGGCAACAAGCAAGAGAUUGCAGAGAAACGAAUACCUGAACUCAACAUGUACAUGAAGAAAGUACUUGCCCUUCCAGCCUGGUUCCUCCUUGAUGAAGAUCUCCGGAUUUUCUUCCAUCAGACCACUGAAGACAGCAUGCAGGUACCAAAUUCUCUCCGGAGACUGAGGCCACCCACUCGGAAAGUUCAAUCCAAAACAACAAAGGGCAUACAGAGCACGGAAUCAGAGGUCCCGAGGGCAGAGGCUCUGUAUAAUUUUACUGGGGAAAAUGACCUGGAAUUGACGUUCAAGGCUGGCGACAUUAUCUAUCUGCUAAACAAAGUAAACGAACAAUGGUUGGAGGACCGAGUUUGCAAACGAGGCUAUCGCCCUGAACUACCGUGACCCAGAAGGAGAUCUGGUCCGCAUCACAGACAACAUGGAUGUGGAACUGAUGGCGCUGGAGGCAGAAGAGAAGCCCAGGGUCACUAAACCAGACUUUGCCCCAUGGCAACUGCAUGUAACAAGGAAGGACGAUC